Molecule: messenger RNA, 6794 nt
Organism: Conger conger (European conger)
Lineage: Eukaryota; Metazoa; Chordata; Actinopteri; Anguilliformes; Congridae
Gene: suco
Product: SUN domain containing ossification factor
Exons: 24
Coding region: 257-4225 (1322 amino acids)
Biological process (GO): protein folding in endoplasmic reticulum; regulation of bone remodeling
Cellular component (GO): cytoplasm; membrane
Source: RefSeq, a predicted model, not a curated record
CUGGAGAGACCGAGCAACAAGAACAGAUAGAAGCCAGCAGGAAAAGAAAGAAAGAGCAAAGGGGGUUGACAGAGGGAACAUUUAUCAAUUACGGGUGUAUGUGCAGUGAAAGGUCACUCGCUGUCUUCCUUUUAAUUAUUUUUUAAUUACCAGUAAAGCUUAUUGAUAAAUCACAGCUCGGGUUAUUUUCUUGUUGCAAAAGGAGGUUAGGAAAAUCAAGAAAAACAGCGAGGAUGUUGGUCCCCGCGGGAAGAUAAUGAAGAGGCUGCGUGUUGUGUUGGUGUGCCUAAUUGUAGCUCUCCUGUGCUGGUACCCCAGUCGUCAUGUCGAUUGUUCAGAACAGAGCGCCGAUGGCCCAGUACAGUCUGCACAGGAUAGUAGCCCUCAGGCGAAGCCGGAGGAGGGGGCUCACGAGAAGGUUGAAGAGGAGUGGGCCGUGUACAUCCAGUCAUACGACGUGGGACUGGAGUCGGAGAAGGCUUCAUUAGAGGAGCCGCCCGCGCAAAUUGUAAUGCAAGAUGAGGAAAAUGAUGAGACUGUGAAAAAGGAGGAGCCUGUCGUGGAGGUGAGGGCGGAGCCGGUGACGGACCCUGUGCCGGAACCCGAGUCUGAUCCUCCUGCCUCCCAAGACCAGGCUCCGCCCGCUGCUGCUGCUUCGACCCCGCCCACCGCCACCCCCACCGCUGUCCCCGCUGAACCCGAGGAAGCCCCCGAAGACACACCUACCUCACAAGCCCCUCCCACCCUGCCCCCCAGUGCAAUAGAGGUUGCCAGUGCCGAUACCCCUGUAGACAGCUCUAUUGAUGCUGAGCAUCAGCAGUCAGCCGCUGAGUGUGAGGCCGCAGGGCCGCCUGUGGCACCCCCUCCCUUUGGCAGCACACUCACCAGCAUGGCUGUGGAUCACAUAGAGAACUCCUCCAGCACUCAUGGGAGCAGGACGGGGACCAAAACUGACCUGGACCCACUCACCCAUGUGGAGCAGGACGUGCUGGACCAGGGCACCAACACCUCCAACAUGCCUGAGGAGGAGGCACAGACGGACGACGCCCCUGUCACCAAGGAGACGGACCCUUCUGUGCCGGACAAGGAAGACAUCCCCACCUUCGAUGAGUGGAAGAAGAAGGUGAUGGAGGUGGAGAAGGAGAAGAGCCAGUCCUUGAUGCACUCUUCCUCCAAUGGCAGCCCCCAUGUGGUGAAGAAGGUACAGAAGAAUUUUAAGAAUAACUACGCCUCUGUGGAGUGUGGGGCCAAAAUCCUGUCUGCAAACACGGAGGCGAAGAGUACCUCUGCCAUUCUGAUGGAGAACAUGGACCUCUAUAUGUUAAAUCCCUGUAGCAACAAGAUCUGGUUUGUCAUUGAGCUGUGCGAGCCCAUUCAAGUCAAGCAGCUGGACAUUGCCAACUUUGAGCUCUUCUCCUCCACUCCCAAGGACUUCCUGGUUUCCAUCAGUGACAGGUAUCCGACGAACAAGUGGAUCAAGCUGGGCACCUUCCACGGCAGGGACGAGCGCACAGUGCAGAGCUUCCCGCUGGACGAGCAGCUGUAUGCCAAAUACGUCAAGAUGUUCAUCAAGUACAUAAAGGUUGAACUCAUCUCCCACUUUGGAUCGGAGCACUUCUGCCCCCUCAGUCUCAUAAGGGUGUUCGGGACCAGUAUGGUGGAAGAGUAUGAGGAGAUCGCAGAGUCCCUGGAUCCCUCAGAGAGGCUGGAGUAUUUGGACGAGGAUUAUGAUUACCCUCCUGGCUAUGUGCCACCAGAAGACAAGGCUUCAAAGAACCUGUUGGGAUCGGCCACGAAUGCCAUCCUAAACAUGGUCAAUAACAUCGCUGCCAACGUGCUAGGGGCAAAGCCAGAACUUGAAGAAGGAGCUAAAAUUGAAGCAAACUUCUCGACCGAUGGAGAAAAUGUGACUGAGCCCUCCACCGAUGCUUCGGCCAGCACCAGCACCAGCAGUAGCCCCAGCCCCAGCCCUAGCCCCAGCCCCACCUCCACCCCCCCUCUUACGGAGGAGUCCCCAGAGCUGGAUGUGCCUGUCCCUAAGGAGGAGCCUGAGACUCCCCCAACCGAAGCCCCCACACCGGCCCCCCCCAAGGAGAACAUGAUCGUCACGCUGGUGGUGGAGGAAGAAGACGAGGAGCCUAGCCAGUCCACCGUCACCCUCCUGGAAGGGAAAGAGGAGGAGGAUGAGGAGCCAGUGGAACGGCAGAGGACAGAGGAGCGGCAGCAGGAGAGCCUGGCCUACUGCGGGGAGCUGUCCACGCUCUCCUGCGCCGCCUCCCUGCGGGAGUACCUGCUCCGCUGGUGCUCUGCCACGCUGACCCUGCAGCGGCAGCACAGCGACCGCCAGAGGCAGCGGGAGGUUCGGGACGACGCCGCCCACGCGCCCCUGCAGCCCCUCCCCCUCACCCCCACCCCCACUCAGGAGCCCCCGCUGGACACGGAGCCCCCGCCCGAGACCGAGAGGCCCGUGCCCCAGGGCGAGAGGAUCACCCCCACAGACGUGGUCCAGACCCCCACACGGCUCAUCGAGGCGGAGGUGGAGCGUACCAUCGAGCCCCUGCAGCUGGAGCCCAGCCAGACCUCCUCCCUGCCCCCCCAAAGCUUCUCCAAGGUUACCCCCACCGAAGAGAUCCCCAGGCUCUCAGUCCUGGAGCUGCUUGACCCGGAGCUCCCUCACCCGGACGAGGUCCCCGAAACGCAGGCGGAGCCCAAGAAAGUGCCCCCUGCCAGUAGCAGCGCUAGCACUAGCAGUAGCAGUAGCAGCAGCCUCAGCCUCAGCAGCUCCUCAGUCAGCCCCACGCUGGAGCUGGCCACCCCGGAGACAGACGCUCCCAAACAGGACCUGCCAGCCCUCACUGUGAACGAGCCGCCCGUCCUGCCCCUCCCCACCGCCACCCGACCCGCCGAAAUCCCCCCGCCCACAGAGCUGCCAGCCCCGGUGGAGGCUGAGGGGGCCAAAGUGGCCCCGGAGGAGCCCAGCAGGACAGUCCCUGUGCCAGAACACCCCGAAGCACCCGCUCUGCCCCUCGAGCCCAAGGUGGAGGAGACCGUGGAGGACCUCCUGCUGACCGUGUCUUCAGGCAGCGCGCAGUUGCACCGCACGGCCACCGACUUCUACGCCGAGCUGCAGAACUCCACCGAGCUCAACUACGGCAAUGGCAACGGCAACCAGGUGCACGGCUCAAACCAGAAGGAGUCGGUCUUCAUGAGGCUGAACAAUCGCAUCAAGGCCCUGGAGAUGAACAUGUCCCUCAGCAGCCGCUACCUGGAGGAACUCAGCCAGAGGUACCGGAAGCAAAUGGAAGAGAUGCAGCGGGCCUUUAACAAGACCAUCAUAAAGCUUCAGAACACCUCUCGGAUCGCUGAGGAGCAGGAUCAGAAGCAGACAGAAUCCAUCCAGGUCCUACAGAGCCAGCUGGAGAACAUCACACAGCUGGUGCUCAACCUGUCCACCACCGUCAGCCAGCUGCAGAGAGAGGUGUCGGACAGGCAGAGCUUCCUGGUGGUGUCUCUGCUGCUCUGUCUGUGCCUGGGCCUGCUGCUGUGCAUCCAGUGCUGCCGCAGCUCGACUCUGCCCCCGCCCGACUCCACCUCCUCCAUCCCCAAGAGCAACCAUUACCCCAGCCCCAAGAGGUGUUUCUCCUCAUACGAUGACAUGAGCCUGAAGCGGAGAGUAUCAUGCCCCCUCGUGCGAUCAAAGUCCUUCCAAUUUCCCACUUCAGAAGUAGGUCCAGAUGACUUGUACAUUGUAGAACCUCUAAGGUUUUCUCCAGAAAAAAAGAAGAAGCGCUGCAAGAUGAAGGCCGAGAAGGUGGAAACGCUGAAGCCUUCCGUCCCCACGCCAGCAGUAGCUAACGGAGGGCCCAAGUGUAACGGCGUCCCGCCCCACAACAUGUUCCUGUCCUCGGGCGAGACGGGCAUGUCCUCGUCCAAGGACCCCACCUCUGAAGGCAGCUCGGAGGGCUCGUCCCAGUCAGACGAGUCCUACUUCUGUGGCAUCUCGUCCUGCUCGCGGCUCUGCAACGGCCACCCCCCGCCCAAGACCAAGACAGAGAAGAGAGCCUUCAAGCGCCGGCGCUCCAAAAUGCUGGAGCAGGGCAGGUACACGGGGGAGGUGCUGCCGGUGCAGACAUCCACCAUGCCCACUCUGGAGGACUUGAUGAAGGGAAACAAGGAAAUCGGUGUGGGGAACUUUGGGGUGACUGCGGUUACGGGCCACGUUUGACCCGAGGCACCCCCUCACACCAAUCCCAUAUCAUUGGGCUCACUGACCCAUCCACUGUUCCACCCCCCACACGCCAACACGCACAUGUUAAUGUUCACACACACGCGCACACACACACACACACACACACACAUACACACACACACACACACACAGACAUAUGCACACAUACUCGCGCACACACACAGGGACACCCAGUGUGCAGACUGGCACUUUGCGGUCUCCCAGUGUGCGACAGAACCAGGGCAUGGACUAGGCCAAGCCGCCCGGUUUCACUGGGUCGCCUGGGGCAGCCAGGCCUGCCAUCGGCAACAGAGUACAGAGUGGACCUCCAACAAGAUGGCAGGCAGACCCCAGGCAUAAGACCACCCCCCCCUCCCUCCCGAAAUAAGACAUUGCUCCCAUGUUCUCUUAACUUCUCCUUGUUUAUGUGCCUUUUUGUCCAUUUUAGAGCUUUGUUUUCUGAAGAGCAAUGUUAUACGAUACAGACAACAAAAUGGGGAGAAAAAAAAAAAGAUUUUAACGUGGGUGAAUUUUUCAAUGAGACUAGCACAUUGUUUCGUCGGGAGCGGUAUCAGCAGAUGGCAUUCCACCCCAGUACUGGCUGUCCAGACACAAGGGCAGUCAGCCAGAGUUCCAGCCUUUCAGCUUUCAGAAGUGAAGCUUCUUGUGGGGAGAUGCAUGCCCAUCAAAAACAUUUACAGCAAGACAAGUCACUUUUUCCUCUUCCGUUUUCUUUCCUGUUGAACAUUUAACACUAUAACGGCAGCAACAGUUGUUUUUUUGGGACCAGUGUUGUCAUCAUCUUGCGUGAUAAGCCCAAGUCUCUUGAAGCAACCAUCAUCCAGUGACUGAAGCUGAAUGAAGAAUGAGUCCACAUUUUCACGUCGCUUUCCCCUUCAAUCUCUGCAAGCAUUUGGAGGCAUUGAGCGUCAUGGCUCACUGCUAUAUCUGAGAAAAUGUCAGUACCUGUCUAUGAAUUACAAACACAUUCACACAGCUGGUUUUAUUUAAUUUCAUUCAGUGUGGACCAAACUAAUGGAAGUAUGUGGGACAGUGUGUUGUGUAGGCCAGUUUGCAUGAGCACAUCACAGACCACAAGAAUGAUGACUCUCAAGGACCCUGAAGGGGGGCGCUCUACUCGCAGAUUUAUUUAUGUAUUUAUUUAUUUAAAUGUCUGACAGGUUUCCUUGCCUGGGUUCCACUGCGGGCACAGUUCAGUCUUGUAUGCCGCUACCCCUUCAGGGUCCCAUGGUGUCCUUGAACUUAAUAUUUCUCCAUAAUAAUGACCACAGUGAUGGCACUCUCAAUGGUACUCGCAUACUGUGCGUUCUCAGCACACUGGCCAACACACUUGCUCAGGUGUCCACUUCGUUUGUUUCAUUUAAUUUACAGUGUAGAAAAGACUGGACUCUUAAGACCCCUGCAGAAAGACUUGCAUAUAUACUGUAUACCUGUUACUGGAUACAUCAUCUUACUGCUUGAGAAGAUGGUCCAUUUCAUGUAUACUGGAAUAAUCAUUUGCUUUUAAUACACGUUAAACCUCAGAUGUUUUUGCUUGUUAAGGAUGUGACUGAUGUGGUUCAUGCUUAGCCCCUUUUUGAAGGCUUAAUGUAUGUUCUGAGUAGCUGAGUACAGUUCAUUGGGUUGACUAUUGGGUGUUUAAGAGGGUGGUGUAUCUUUAACAAAUGUACAGCACUCCUACUGACCACUUCCUACUCAUCAAUUCUCCUCCUUGUCCCCCCAGCUUGCGCACACUCCAGGUCAUUUCUUGCACAGCCACCAUGUCCCUCUGUAAAAACAGCUGUUUUAUGCACCCAUUUUGACCAUUUGUCUUGCUAAAGUUAUAAACAAAAAAUGCUAGCAUCCUUGUCGCACAGUGUCUUGUGCCUAAUGGUUCUGUGAAAUUCUUUGUUCUUUCAAUUGCCCCUCUCUACUUUUAAAAUGAACAGAGGCUGUUUAUCUGCUAAAAUGUAUCGAUUCCCCCAUUUUCAAGAGUUAAAGUUUAAAAAAAGAAAAGGGAAAGCUCUGGAUGGAUUUUGAAUGUAACCAUUAUUUUAAGCAAUUUGAUGAAAGGUGUCCUGCACACACCGUGGGGUCUCUCAUAUUUGUUAAAUCAUGAUUCUUUUGUACCUCCUGAAUGAGUAUGAACAUGUUUGGAAAAAGCUGUGUUUUGUGUGUGUGCAUGCGAGAGUGUUGUGAAGUCCUUUUUUUUGACCCCUGUGUCUGGAAGGAAGACUUGUCCCCAAUGUGCGUAUUGUAUAACCAGGUGAAUAGAAAUAUUGCUCUUGUUGGAAGGUCUACAAGCUCAGUGUGCACUUCUGUUGAUUCUAUUGCCUUUUGUUUUUUUUUCUACACUAUACCUUGUAUGUCAAGUGCUCUUUGCGAGUUUCUCUGUGUGGCAUCCCCAGUAAGCUGAGGCAGUGCGAGGCGCCAGGAGGCCAUGGGAACACUAUUGUCUGAGAGGAGGAGCUGCACAGAACUUUUUUGAACAGGAGCAAGUGUAACUACAAAGAUGUAGUGCCAUUAGAAACUGUGAAUUUCUAAAUAAACGUUUUCUUUCCUGAGA